CACCGUAGGAAAUGGGCCGUUUAAGAAUCACAGCCAUUUGAGAAGGAUAUUUGGGGACAAAUCAGUUCGAUAAGGGAGGGGAAAAAUCCCGGCGAGAAAUGGACUUUUAGCUUGGGAGUUGCCAAACUGUUUGGGGUGUCACGCCGGCCACCGAGACGCCUGGCAGGGAGGAUGAGCACUUGUGAGUGGUGGAUGCUUGUGGCCAUCUCAGCUGUCACCCUGAUGCUAUACGCUCUCCUCUUGCUGACACUGUACAUCAUGCUCAGCAGGAAAAUAGUUGCAGCCAGCCGUUCCUGGGGGGAGCGGGCCAGUGGUAGCCCCCCGGCACAGCCCCAGCAGCCGUCCACGUCCUCAGCAGGAGGGGAAGGGACCCAGAGAUUGACCUACAAGGGGAGCAGUGACACGUCUUCAGAGACCUCGGAGGACUCGGACAGCAGCCCUUCCAGCCCGCAGGGCCCACGCUCAACAGAAAACCUCAAUUACACAUCCGUGGUCUUCCCGGGGAAAGGCCAUGGUCCAGGCUCCGCCGGGGACUACGAGAACAUGAAGACUGGGGUGGACUACGUCAACGUGGACCCGAAGAAGAGGAAAGUGGAUUUCUGGACCUGCUCCAGCCCCGUGGCAUCCAAGUCCAUCGAGUACACGGAGAUUUAGCCUGUGAUAACAGAGGGAUUAAUGCACCUUACUUGUGGGGAACUCGGUACCUUCGGUGCUCCCUGGGGCACUCCCAGAGCAAAGGGAUGCUCUUGCCUACUUCUCUC
Molecule: messenger RNA, 761 nt
Organism: Calidris pugnax (ruff)
Lineage: Eukaryota; Metazoa; Chordata; Aves; Charadriiformes; Scolopacidae
Gene: RHEX
Product: chromosome unknown open reading frame, human C1orf186
Exons: 7
Coding region: 172-654 (160 amino acids)
Cellular component (GO): plasma membrane
Source: RefSeq, a predicted model, not a curated record